Pristis pectinata (smalltooth sawfish) is the source of this 2004-nucleotide messenger RNA. RefSeq names its product myelin protein zero-like protein 2. Lineage: Eukaryota; Metazoa; Chordata; Chondrichthyes; Rhinopristiformes; Pristidae. The transcript has 6 exons. Gene Ontology annotation, cellular component: membrane. The record is from RefSeq and is a predicted model, not a curated record. The coding region runs from base 92 to 775 and encodes 227 amino acids. Gene Ontology annotation, biological process: cell-cell adhesion.
GGAGGUUUCCCGACCUCGCCUGCUGUCCCCACGCCGCCGCCCGCGCUUCGACCCAGAGAAAAAUAAGCAGUGGGAGUGGAUCUGUGGCUCGAUGUGGCCCCAUAUCUUGUCGCGGGGUCUGCUACUGGCGGUGACACUGGCAGGUAUCGGCAAUGUUGCUGGUGUUCACGUAUACACAGGAGGCAACGUUGAGGCUCGAAAUGGCACUGAGCACCGUUUGAAGUGCUCAUUUCAAUCCAGCUCCCCUGUUGGGAAACGGACCACAGUUACUUGGUCCUUCCGACCUGACAACGGAGGCACUGAGGAAGUUGUCAUGUAUUAUCAUGAGCAACCCUAUCCAGCUUCAGGAGGACGGUUUAAGGGACGGGUGGUGUGGUCGGGGAACAUUUGGAGUAAGGAUGUAUCGAUUACCAUCACUGACCUACGCUUUUCAGACAACGGAACCUUUCUGUGCGCGGUGCUGAACCCACCUGAUGUGGACCUGGUCAUUGGUGAAGUCAAACUUUCUGUUGUACAUAAAGUCACUUACUCAGAGAUGCUGAUCUUGGGGAUUGUGAUUGGAGGAGCCACAGGGCUGGUGGUCCUGAUCGUGAUGGUAAUGGUUACUGUGCAGCUUUGCCGGAAAGUGAGGGAGUCCCCGGAUGAAGAGGAGGUGGAGCAGGAGCCGUGGAAAGGGGAGCGAGGACAUGAAAGCAAAGAUGGUAUGGAAGUGGAGAAGUUAAAUGGUGAGAUGAUGAGUUUGACGGAAAAGGCCAAGUCAGCAAGGGUUUCCUGAAGACUGAAGGUCAAUUGCAGAACAAAGUUUAAUUUUAACAAGAGAAGAAGCAAGAUUUUAAAAUAAACCUUCUGUCUCCAUAGAGGCAACAUUUCAGACUAUUUUCCUCCUGCGGUUCAGCAUUUCAUGCUUGAUGCUGAAGACGUUGUAUUAACAGGGUGAUGUCCCUGAGUCCAGCCACCAACAUCCGUUGCAGCUCAAGCUGCAGGUAGCUGAGCCCUAUGACAUGCCAGAAAUCUAGAGAGUCGAUUGGAGAACUAUCCAGGCUCAAGGAAUGUAAUGGUCACAUCACUGGACUAUUAAUCCAAAGAAUUUGAGUUCAAGUCUCACCAAGGGAAUUUGAGAAUUGGAAAUAUUUAAAAAAAUGAUUUUGAUAAAGGGAAUUCUAAAGCUGCUGAAUGUUAGGAAAGUUUCAAUAUGUUUACUAACGUUUUUUAGAGAAGGGAACAUGCUAUCCUUUCUCACACUGGUUCUAUAUGUGACUCCACCUCAAUGUGAUUUAUUCUUAAAUCUCCUCUGAUUUAGCGACUUAACGGUAUCAAAGGCUGCUUCCCAGACAGCAGUGUUUCCAAAAGAAGGCUCACCAACUUUGCUGGGCAUCUAGGGAUGGACAAUAAAUGGCAUCUUUACCAGAUAACAUUUUGAGAAUGAAUUAUUAAUAAAGAUCCCGAUUGGAAGAUUCUUUGCCACAACAAAAACCCUACACAGAACAGCUUUACUCCCUUUAUCUGAUUCAUCUGUUCGAUUUUCUUUCUUCAGUUUAUUUCCAUCCUGUCCUAGAGGCAAUAACUUACUGAGUUUUGUCUGUUGGAUACUCACGGGUCCUUUACAUUGUAGAAGCUCUUCAGCUGCUGCCUCAACGAACAUGAUCUCAAAGUAAUCGAGGAUUCUGCUCCAGAGGUCCUGUGGCAAACCAAGACAAUAAUUAGAGUUAUUAAGAGAGUGUCUGAUGUCUCUCAGAAUGUCCUUCAAUUUAAAGAGAUUUGGGAUCUCUAUUUAGUUCUCCCUUUAAACUUAAUAUUCAGAAUGGAGGACAAUCUGUUUUAACAGCUGAGCAUGUUAGUGAUCUGUAAAUAUUCAAAUAUUGUAUAUUAAAGCAAACUUGAACAUUUUUAAAAUUACUUUUAAAGAUGUAUAGAUUUGUAUUUAAAUGUUGAUGAAUUUCAUAUAUAUCAUUUAAAAUGUACUUUCACAUUUGAAAUUGCAUAAAAUAAAACAAUUAACGUGGA